Talaromyces atroroseus is the source of this 1836-nucleotide messenger RNA. Its product is annotated as MICOS complex subunit MIC60. Gene Ontology annotation, biological process: cristae formation. Gene Ontology annotation, cellular component: MICOS complex. The record is from RefSeq and is a predicted model, not a curated record. NCBI's taxonomy places the organism in Eukaryota, Fungi, Ascomycota, Eurotiomycetes, Eurotiales, Trichocomaceae. The transcript is spliced from 3 exons. Bases 1 to 1836 code for a protein of 611 amino acids.
AUGCUGCGCUACUCCGUAUUGUCAAGCCAGACUCGGCUGCUGUCUAGAUAUUAUGCAGACCCAAAAAUUGGUCAGCCAACAAGCCCAACGCCAGUUUCGCCCGAAUCGCAGUCGGUAAUCCCCCCCGAGACUGUUCACUCGGCUGCAUCGUCACCAACUGGGCAGACUCAAACAUCUCCCCCUUCAUCUAUACAACCUCCUCAGCCCCCUGUGGAGGACUCUAGCAACUCCCCAAUCACUCCUCCUCCGCCUCCAGCGCCCCGGAAAACUGGCCGCUUUAGGCGAUUUUUGCUAUACCUCAUUCUUUCAUCAGGUCUGGGCUAUGGAGGAGGCGUUUUUCUAUCGUUGAAGUCGGACAACUUCCACGACUUCUUCACAGAAUAUGUUCCGUAUGGCGAGCAAUCCGUUCUCUACUUUGAGGAACGCGAUUUCUACCGCCGUUUCCCCCACGCCACAAGUCACGCCAACCGUCUUCCUCCAGUACACAAAGAAGAAUCGCAAAAAAUCACCAUUCCAAGCAAGAGCGGACUGUCGUGGAAGGUUUCGGAUGAAUCUAAUGACGGUGCUGAUUUAACUCAGAAGGGUCGCCACAAUAGUGCUGUUGAGUCGUCCAAGGCCAAGGCAAGCCAAGUCUCGAAGCCAAAAGAGGAGCCUACUCAGCCAAAGCCAGCACCCAAGGAAGAACCCAGAACCCCAGCCAUUCCUACCACAACCACUCUUGAACUGAUCAAGGUUCCGCAGGCUGAUGAGCCAGUGGUUCAAGAACUCGUGAGAGUAUUCAACGAUAUAAUCACCGUUAUCAGCGCUGACGAGGGAGCUACUGGCAAAUACUCAGCACCCAUCGCCAGAGUCCGCACAGAACUGGAGAGCAUCGGAGAAAAGAUUGUAUCUCUCCGCACCGAUGCUCAGAAAGAGGCCAAGGAAGAGGUUGAGAAGGCACACGCGCUCUUUGACGAAUCAGCCCAAAAGCUUAUGCGUCAAAUUGAGGAAGCUCGCGCUGCCGAGGCCGCCCAAUUCCGAGAGGAGUUCGAAUCUGAACGGGAGAAAUUGGCUCGCGCUUAUCAGAACAAAAUCCAAACAGAACUUGCAAGGGCACAAGAACUGGCGGAGCAACGUCUGAAAAAUGAGCUCGUGGAGCAAGCAAUUGAAUUGAACCGAAGGUUCCUGAAUGACGUCAAGGAAUUGGUGGAACGAGAACGUGAUGGUCGUUUGAGCAAGAUCAGCGAGUUGACCGCCAACGUCAAUCAGCUUGAAAAGCUCACUUCAGACUGGAGCGAUGUUAUUGAAAGCAACCUCAAGACCCAGCAACUACAGGUCGCCAUAGACUCGGUUCGCACGGUUCUCGAGAGUGCUACUGUCGCUAAACCUUUUGUUCGCGAACUCGUUGCUGUAAAGGAGCUUGCUGGUGAUGAUGCGGUUGUGGCCGCGGCCAUUGCUUCUAUCAACCCUACUGCCUACCAACGCGGUAUUCCUACGACAUCCCAGAUUAUUGACCGCUUCCGUCGUGUUGCCGGCGAGGUUCGCAAAGCCAGUCUCCUGCCCGAGGAUGCCGGCAUUGCCAGCCAUGCUGCCAGCUUCGUCUUGAGCAAGGUCAUGUUCAAACGCGACGGUUCAGCGGACGGCGAUGAUGUGGAGAGCGUUCUGGUGCGGACCGAAAGCUUGUUGGAGGAAGGUAACAUUGAUGGUGCAGCCCGUGAAAUGAAUACGCUUCAAGGCUGGGCCAAGAUCCUGAGCAAGGACUGGCUUGCAGAUGUGAGGCGCGUGCUUGAAGUAAAGCAGGCUCUGGAGGUGAUGGAGACAGAGGCUCGCCUGCAAUGCCUCAGAGUCGAGUCCUGA